Aphis gossypii (cotton aphid) is the source of this 4102-nucleotide messenger RNA. RefSeq names its product cocaine esterase. The coding region runs from base 255 to 2306 and encodes 683 amino acids. Gene Ontology annotation, molecular function: signaling receptor activity; neurexin family protein binding. Lineage: Eukaryota; Metazoa; Arthropoda; Insecta; Hemiptera; Aphididae. Gene Ontology annotation, cellular component: cell surface; postsynaptic membrane; synapse. The transcript has 3 exons. Gene Ontology annotation, biological process: neuron cell-cell adhesion; presynaptic membrane assembly; chemical synaptic transmission. The record is from RefSeq and is a predicted model, not a curated record.
UGAACGCGGCGAGCGUGCAAGACGGUCGCGCGCAGCUCGGUGGAAGCCGCUCCGCACUCGGUCUUUGCCCCGUCGGACGGAGUUUUCUUUUCAUUCUUACUUUCGUCGUCGACGUCGUCGUCACGCACAGUCCACCGAGGUCCGCGAGCUCACUGCCGUUGCACGAUAAUACGCGCGCCAUUCCGUUCGCCGUCGACCGAAAACAACGCACUCGUGUUACGAUCGCGACCGCGGUCAAUACGCCGCCUACGACCAUGGUACUGUUGAACCCGACACGGGGCAACCGGAUCCGAGGGCUGCUGCAGUUGGCGGCCUGCGCGUGCGUCUGCGUGUGCGGCGGUCAGGUGCAGUCGCAGAGGGCCGGCGGCGGUAACCGGGACGCGCCGGUGGUGAACAUCCGCCGUCAGGGAGCCGUUUCCGGCGUCGAGGUGCCGCUCAACAAGAUCGGACAUCGGGCCUGGACGUAUCUGGGCAUACCGUUCGCCAAGCCGCCCAUAGGCAACCUGCGGUUCGCGCCGCCGGAAGUGGAUCCGCCACCCGCGUGGAGCGGCGUCCUCGCCGGCAACGCGCACAAGCCCGCCUGCAUCCCGGACCCGCCGGUCCGGCCACAUCCCGUCCACCGGUUGUUCGCCACCAUCACGCCGAGUCCGGUCAAGAUUUCCGAGGACUGUCUGUACCUGAACGUCUACAGGCCCGAAGGUGUGGUACCGGAAGAAAAGUUUCCGGUCAUGGUUUGGUUUCAUCCUGGCGAUUUUCAUUGGGGAACGCCGAUAUAUUGGGACGCUUCGGUUUUGGCUGCUAGACAUAAAGUGAUCGUGGUGACGACGGCGUACCGGUUGAACAUAUUGGGCUUCUACACGGACAACACCGCGGAGGCGUCGGGCAACUGGGGACUGCUGGACCAGGCGGCCGCGCUCGACUGGGUGCAGCGGAACAUCGAUAGCUUCGGCGGUUCAACGCAGAACGUGACGGUGUUCGGGCAGGGCGCUGGGGCCGUGAGCGUGGGCCUGCACUUGGUGUCGCCCAUGUCCCGGGACAAGUUCAACCGGGCGAUCAGCAUGAGCGGCAACGCGCUGCUCCGGACGGCCGUGACGGCGCCGGACGAUCCGGAAGCCGUGUUGGACGCGCUGGCCGACAAGUUCAACUGCUUCCGGAACACGUUGACCGGAUGCCUGCGGAACGUGGACGCCGAGGCGCUGGUCAAGGGCGGCGGUUCGCUGAUCCGCUGGGGCCCGGUGGUCGACGGGCCGGCUCUGACCGGAAACGGCACCGCGGCGGCCGGUCGCCGGGAACCGUUCUUGCCGGACGCGCCGGCCGCGCUCAUGGACGACGGCCGGUUCGCCGCCGUGCCGCACAUGAUCGGCUACAACCGGAUGGAGGACGCGUUCGACUCGUUCGACGGGGUGAACGGCGGCGGUGAGGGCAUAACCAAAGAUCGGUUCGAGGCGUUGGUCCGGGAAGGCGUGGUCGAAGAAGACGAGGACGAUCGUAGGGCCCGUCAGCUCAGGCGGCUCCAGCAACAGCAGACGACGGCCACCGUCGCUCCCACCGGCGAAACGGUCGGCGGACUCUCGGACGGCGGCGGAGGCUUAGGUGGCGCGAUCGAGGACGAGGCCAACUGUACGUUGGACGUCGACUUCGUGGUGGACACGGUCGUGUUGCGGUACGCCCGGCAGACGGACGACCCGGAAACGUUGCGCCGGAACUACGUGAUCAUGGCGGCCAACAAGGCGUACGGGGCCACCGGUCACCGGGUGGCCGGAUACGUGUCCCGCCUGAACGCCACGUACGUGUACCGGUACGAGUACAAGCUGCGCGCCACCAAAGCACUUCCGGCCGCCGCCGAGUGGAUGGACGCGCCGCACGGCGCCGAGCUGCCCGUCGUGUGGGGCGUGCCGUACUGGCCGUCGGCCUCGGCCAUCGACUGGACGGCCGCCGACCGCCGGAUGUCCGACACGGCGAUGGCGCUGUGGACGAACUUUGCGCGGCACGCCGACCCGGCGCACAGGUCGGCAGGCGUCAACGUCCGGUGGGACGAGUACGAGCCCCGGAACCCCCGGGCCAUGGUGCUGGACAAGGUGCCGAACAUGUCGCUGCCCGACCAGGAACCCGAGUUCUGGAACGAGUACUAUCCCAAGGUGUUGGCCGUCGCCCUGCAGUGCUGCGCCAACCGCACCGCCGAAUCCUCGGCCACGGCCGUUUUCGCCGCGGGUGGUCCCGGGCCGGCCACAUUGGUGGCGCUCGUCCUGGUGGUUCUGUGGACGUCGUCGUCGUUGGUGGCGGGCUGGCCGUCGCCGAUGGCGUGAGCGCGCUCGCCGCACGAAUGCCGACCUAAAUAUUAAACCGAUAUAUUAUUAUAAUUAUUAUAUUUAUAGCACGGAAGUCGAUUACUAUAUACGGCAGUGUAACAAUACGAUAUGCGUUCCUAUGUGCGUUAACCGUUUUUUGAAAUUAUUUCGUACCUAUUGGCGUUCUCGCUUUGGGUCUGCGUUUUGAAUAUUUUUAUACGAAACGACGUGGACCGAUUGAGGCGGGAAAAAAUGUCGGAUAGAUAUCGAUUUCUUUCCCGAUACUCGCGCGGCGGUGUCUUUAAAUGACAUUGAAAUCCCGUGAAAUAUUACGCACGAAAAAAAAAUUUAGAUAAUAAUAUUAUGACUAGUGGGUAUAAUACGCAUAUUGAAAUAUCGGAAAACGAUAACAUUCGACUCUACUGCACCGCUGCGCGUGUCGUGAAUAGUCGACAAUAAGUGCACCUCACACGAACGAUAGGCGUGAUUCAAAGCGAACGUUUUAUCGAAACUAAAUAAUAAUGGUCUUCAAAACAACGAACAAAAGUUUAUUAUAUUAUACGUAUAAUAUUAUAGUACUGUCGUUUGAGUUUCUAGGAAAAAAAAAUACCUAACGGAUAAAAUGCAUAUAGUAUUCAAUUACAUGAUAUUGUAUAAACGAUUUACCGUUAUACUGCGUUUUUAGAACUUAUUAUUGUAUUUUAAAUUGUUAUAGAAUGUUUUGUUAUUAUUGUUAGUGAUGAAGGAAAGGGGCUUUAUUAUACGUCUUGUGUCAUUAAAAAAAUAUUUUUUAAUUUUCUAUCCUUAAAAUAUGUUUCAAUACAACUAAACAUACACACAUGUAUUUUUUAGAAGUUUGAUGGGAAUUUUUCGUUUAAAAAUCUUUAGUUAAGCAUUUAUUUACUUAGAAUGUUGAACUUUUUUAUUCUCUAUUGAUGAUUUACAUGUAAUUACAAAUACAUAUUAUACAAUGUGUUCGGGGAGAGGGAGGAAGUGACCGAUCAACGUCAUACGAAAAUAUAUCUAAAACAAUUAGUCGAUGAAGAAAUAUCCUUUCAAGAAGGGGGGUCUAACUUUUUUAUUUUUCAAGUUAUGGGCAAUUCAACUUUUUUUAAAUAAAUCUCAAUCUACAACGCACUUUUAUACGUUUCUCCAAAACUUUUUAACAUUUUGGAGACUUAUAAAAAAUGUGAGGUAAGUUUGGUUUUGUUUAAAAAAAAGUUAAAUAUUGUCAAUAUUUCUAUAUCCAUAACGUAAAGUACCUAAGUAUUAGGUAUUAUCAGAAGUGUAAAGAUAAAUAUUUUUUCUAAAAACUAAUCACUGUGGGCUUUUCAACUAUAUGUGCUAUAAAGGUUGCAUAAAAUAUACUUACUCUCAGUAAUGUCUAAGAUUAAGUCUGCUGUUUAGUUUUAUGUUUGACCACUCAUUUGCGGGUAUACCAUUCCUAUAUAGAAUACACUCCGUAACAUAAUAUUAUAUCAUUAUAUCGUUGCAAUUUAUUUGUGGAAAUAUUUUAUUCUUUUGGCACUUUUUUUCUGACAUUUUCAAAAAUGUUAUAUAAUACCUAAUUAUUGUAUAUGUCUAGUAUUAAGUUGAAGAUGUAUAUUUUACAACCAUCACACACAUAUUAUUAUUGUUUAAGAUAAAUACUAAAUAGGUUUACAAUUUACCAAUAAUUAUUAAUUUUUAAAUAUUAUUUUUAGUUAUUAAAUUUAUAUGUGGCAAUUUAAAUGUUUAUAUACACUAUACAUCGAGUCUGUAAUGUCACUAAUGUGUUAUUGCUUAUAAUUAUAAAUAGAUGUUAAAACUUAUAA